GAUCUCCAAAGUUGUGGCAACAAAUUGAAGUAAAUGAUGGGCAGUUGGGAUCAAUAUUAUGUAUGAGUUACAACCACUUGCCUCCACACUUGAGGAAGUGUUUCUUAUAUAUGGCAGCCUUCCCUCAAGAUUAUGACAUCCAUGCCUCUGAACUCAUCAAACUUUGGGUAGCUGAGGGUUUGAUUAAACAGAAAAGUUCAUCUAAAAGCGAAGAAAUGGCGGCGGAGGAGUACUUGGAGGAACUGAUAAAGCAAAGUCUAGUUUUGACCACUAGCCGAAAAAGUGAUGGCAAAACCAAAAGUUGCAAGCUGCAUAGUAUGGUACGGGACUUUUGUGUGAGACAGGCCGGGCAAGAAAAGGUCCUUCUUUCUGUCACGGACUACUUCCCUAAUCUUAUCUUGAGAAGGCAUUUUCUUCCACAAGUCCUUCAAAAUCAUCACCGUGUAAGUGUUAGUUGGCAUGAUCUACAUCUUAAAGACUCUACGCAUAGCUCAUGCACUGCUUCUAUUAUAUGCAUCCCGCAGAGAGGGUAUAGGCCCAAAGGCUCUGUACAGAACUUUACUUCACUUAGGGUCCUUCAUGUUUUACGUAGAAAUGAUCAUUCAUAUUGGGAGCUAGGUCAAGUGUUUGAAUUGAUUUAUCUCACUUACCUUGCUUCCAACAUUCCUGAUAGUAUUGUCCCUCCAGCUAUAGCAAAGCUUCAGAAUCUGCAGACUUUAAUUAUUUAUAGAUAUUAUGUUCGUUUGCCAGUGGAGAUUUGGAGUCUGAAGCAGUUGAGACAUCUUAUCGCCUUCUCAUUUCAAUCUUUACCCCUUCCCAAAAGAGCAACUCUUUCUCUAGUAAACUUGCAAACGCUUUCCAUGGCAACAAACUUUGUAUGUAGUGAAAGGAUGGUGAAAAUGAUCCCAAACAUAAAAAAGUUAGGGAUAUGCUACUCUGAAGAGAAGUUUGGUGUAGGCUAUCAUCUUGAUAACCUUAUACAAUUGCUUCAACUUGAGAAGCUCAAAUUGGAGGUGCAUAGUUCAUUUGUGCCACGUCUGAAUCCUAUUUUCCCCCUAUCACUGAAGAAGUUGGAAUUGAGUGGCAGGUGGAUUUCUUGGAGAGCUAUGACGAUUGUUGGUUUGUUGCCUAAUCUUCAAGUGUUGAAACUCUUGAACUAUGCCUGCUAUGGGAAACAAUGGGAAACCAUUGAGGGGGAAUUUCGUAUGUUGAUACAUCUGUUUAUUGAUGAAUCAGAUCUACAGUGUUGGAGAACUAAAUGGACCCACUUUCCAAGCCUCCAGUGCCUAAUGCUUCAUCGUUGUCCAUACUUGGAUGGGAUUCCAAAUGAUAUUGCAGAUAUUCGGACACUUAAACUGAUUGAGAUCGAUGAUCUUAACCAAUCUCUUUUGUACUCGGCAAAAAGAAUACAAAAGAAACAGCGGGAACACUGGCGAAAUGAUGACCUGAAAGUGAUGGUGAAGCGUUCUUGAUCCUGUUGCAAAGUGCUUCAUAUCAGAGCAUUGAUGAGGUAGCUUAUCAGAAACAAAAGGUGGAAUGGUUGGCGAUGUUUGUUGAAGUAUGAAUGGUUGAAAAAUUCCUUGUUUGCAAGAUGAUUUCAAAUAACUGUGAAUGAUAAAUACUCCCUCUGUCCCCAAGAAUAUGCACUUUGGA
This is a messenger RNA of Salvia hispanica, 1653 nucleotides long. RefSeq names its product putative late blight resistance protein homolog R1A-3. Gene Ontology annotation, biological process: defense response to other organism. The record is from RefSeq and is a predicted model, not a curated record. NCBI's taxonomy places the organism in Eukaryota, Viridiplantae, Streptophyta, Magnoliopsida, Lamiales, Lamiaceae. Gene Ontology annotation, molecular function: ADP binding.